Pecten maximus is the source of this 1116-nucleotide messenger RNA. RefSeq names its product mucin-3A-like. The transcript has 2 exons. The coding region runs from base 1 to 1116 and encodes 371 amino acids. Lineage: Eukaryota; Metazoa; Mollusca; Bivalvia; Pectinida; Pectinidae. The record is from RefSeq and is a predicted model, not a curated record.
AUGGACAUUAAUGAUGAGCGCUUCUUCAUUGGUAAUAUGAUUCGUCUAGUUCCAUCUUGGGUGGUCAGUAAUCCUGAUCCGAAUUUUACUGAAGGGCUAGUGGAAUACAAGGUGGUCAGUACUCCUGAUCCGAAUUUUACUGAAGGACUAGUGGAAUACAAGGUGGUCAGUACUCCUGAUCCGAAUUUUACUGAAGGACUAGUGGAAUACGAGGUGGUCAGUACUCCUGAUCCGAAUUUUACUGAAGGACUAGUGGAAUACAAGGUGGUCAGUACUCCUGAUCCGAAUUUUACUGAAGGACUAGUGGAAUACGAGGUGGUCAGUACUCCUGAUCCGAAUUUUACUGAAGGACUAGUGGAAUACAAGGUGGUCAGUACUUCUGAUCCGAAUUUUACAGAAGGACUAGUGGAAUACAAGGUGGUCAGUACUCCUGAUCCGAAUUUUACUGAAGGACUAGUGGAAUACGAGGUGGUCAGUAAUCCUGAUCCGAAUUUUACUGAAGGACUAGUGGAAUACAAGGUGGUCAGUAAUCCUGAUCCGAAUUUUACUGAAGGACUAGUGGAAUACAAGGUGGUCAGUACUCCUGAUCCGAAUUUUACUGAAGGACUAGUGGAAUACAAGGUGGUCAGUAAUCCUGAUCCGAAUUUUACUGAAGAACUAGUGGAAUACAAGAUAGUCAGCACUCCUGAUCCGAAUUUUACUGAAGAACUAGUGGAAUACAAGAUAGUCAGCACUCCUGAUCCGAAUUUUACUGAUGGACUAGUGGAAUACGAGGUGGUCAGUACUCCUAAUCCGAAUUUUAUUGAAGGACUAGUGGAAUACGAGGUGGUCAGUACUCCUGAUCCGAAUUUAACUGAAGGACUACUGGAAUACGAGGUGGUCAGUACUCCUGAUCCGAAUUUUACAGGACUAGUGGAAUAUGAGGUGGUCAGUACUCCUGAUCCGAAUUUUACAGGACUAGUGGAAUAUGAGGUGGUCAGUACUCCUGAUCCGAAUUUUACAGAAGGACUAGUGGAAUACAAGGUGAUCAGUAAUCCUGAUUGUUUAAUUUCGUUUCCUGUCCAGCGGAUAAGGACAGAAGCGAGAGUAAACUUCACAUACAAACAACAGCUAUAG